AUUCUUAAGAUUGAAUGGGUAAUUUUUAUAGAUGGGUAACGCAAACGGAAGGCGAAAUCAAUAAUUUAAGCUUAAUUGUUACUAUUACUAAAAUAGAAAGUUCAUCGGAUAAUUGAAAUGGGUUAAAGUUUUUCCAUCCAUCAUCUUCUCCAAAAAUUAUGGCGGAUGAAAUUUUUGGAAAUCGAAAAUAACCCAUUGCUACCAACUUGGUUUGCACCUGCAGCACCACAAUCAAGAAAUUUGACUGAAGGAGCGUGGCGUUUUCCGCAUGAGAAGCAGCACAAGAUAUGGGAAUGGAGAUGGCCACUGGAAGCAGCAAUCCCUAUGCCAGUUAAGCACAUCCCCUGCUCUCCUUCCCAUCUCUCUGAAUCUCAAUCUAUUCUUAAAUUCCAAAGAUUCCUCAUGGAUUUGCGCUCCAUUAAUCUCCAUUUCCUAUUGCUCUUGAUUCUCCCUCUGAUUUUCCCAACUACCCAUUUCGGGUUCGAUCAAUUGCAUCGAGUUUAGGAUUUCGAUCGGAAAUUGAGGGUUGUUUUUCUUUUCCCCUUCCCCAGAUUCUUGAAUUUGUGAAACUUUUUUGUUUCGUUCGUGCUGGAGAUCUCUGUUGAUGUUCGAUUUUAGCUCAGUGUAACGUGGGAUGGAAUAAGGGCUUGUUCAACGGUUUGGGAUUUCUGGGUGGAGACCGAGGUUUAGGGUUUUUGACAGAUCAUGAUCAUCAUCCUCUUGCUGUUAAUUCGCACAUUGGAUCUGGCAGGGUACUUUUGAUUCCUGGGUUUGUGCUUUUCCCUGGAGAUUUACUUCUUCAAGGGACUCCAUUGCUGCUCCACUAUUAAUUUGUUUCUGAUUUGAAAUAGUAACUAUAAGAGGGAAAUCAAAUCAAUGGCAUCAUCUGGGUUUUUGUUAAUCUGUAUGCUUCAUUCUCUGAUUGCUUUAACUUGUGGAGCUUUGAUGAUGUUUUACUCCCACGAGGUCUAUGUGUUUGGCCAUGGCCCUGAAACAGCAAUCAAGCUGCAGGGAUCUAGCCCCCACGAUCAACUUCUGAUAAAGACAUCUGAUUCUUUCUCUGGUUUGCUUCUCUUUACUGUUGGGUUUCUUUUAUUCAUGGUGGCUUUUGUCAAAGAUAGAGAGUUCCAAAGCUUCUUUGCUAAAGGCUGCGUGUUGCUUCACCUAGCUAUGGCCAUAUGGAGAGUUUAUUUUGAGAGGAAGCUUGAGGAUCUCGCCGGAGAUUGGCCUCGACAAGUCGUUGGGGAUGUUACAUUGGCAUUGUCAUGGGUUUUCUUUCUUGUGUAUUCAUGGAGAGAAAAAUACGAUUGACUUCAGGUUCAACUUUUCUUUUAUCUGGCAUUACUGUUUAAAAUUGUCAAUUAUGACUCUGCUUCUUAAUUAUGAUGAGUUUGAUGGAAAUUGAUAUUGUUUUCACUGGUUUUUGCUACCAUUAUGUUUUGAGAAUAGGGGGAUUGGGAACUGGGAAGUGAGAUAGAAAUUGAAGAUCAAUUUGAUUGUUUCCCGUUAACCGGAUUGAGCUUGAAUUUGGUUUCUGUUCUGUGUCUGGAUAUACAACACAUUCAUUUGCUCAAUGCUGGCUAUCUUCUGCAAGAGUGUGCAUUUUGCCUUUCUUUAUGGUUAAAUCAAUGUUCAACUCCAUGCCAAAAUGGCAUUUUGGACCAUGAAUGUGACCCUGGAGUCGUAACCGGGGCAAGGAGCAACUCAUGGCAGGCUUCUAUGCAAAAUGACAUAAAUAAACCAACAUUGCAUCGGCAUGAGAAAGUGAUGACUGUACAACUUGAGCAAUUCUAGGUUGAGGAGUGCCUUUUGAAGAGAUUUUUCUAGGAAGCAUGAGUGUGAUGAUUAAACAUGUGGAAAUGUUUGUAGCAUGCUGAUAAAACAUGCAAUGUGACACAUUCAGAUUGCUAGAGAAGUAGGGAAUUGGGAGUUUUGGGGCCAUCAAGUGCAGAAUCUUGGUCAGGACUUCACAAUUUCGAUUAACUUGUUUGAUCUUUGUGCUAAAAGGUUUGAUUUCCAUCUCAGAUAGCUGAGUUUAUAUAUCUUGAAGGACACACUAACAAUAGUAUCGAGGUUUCAAGUCCCCAAAAUGCAGAUGAUUUUGCCCCAUUUCGAAUACUCAUCCCAUCAUAUUUGUCUUGUGCUUUGUCUAAUCAUGUCAAUGGCGCAGUAUUGGAAUUGGAACCUUGAGAGUUUCUUCUCUUCAUUUAUUGUUGGAAAAAGAACAUCAUAACUCCCUUUUAGCAUGGGGAAAAGUACACUGAUUCUGCAAAUGUACUACGGUGAUUCACUGCGAGGUCGGUUAAUUGGUUAGAGGACAAGUUGCAAAACUAGAUAUCUUUGAAGCCCUGAGAUCGAAUUAUAGUACCCAUUUGUGUAGAAUACUAACAAUUCUGAGUUUUGGAUGCCAAAUGUUGUGGGAGUGUCUGCCCUCUAAUUAAUAGAAGUACACGUGAGCUAGGCCAAACACUCAUUCAAACCUGGGAAAAGUAAAGUCAUCAAUAUGUUUGUUAGCUUGGAGGCAGUGCUUUUAUUUGAACUCUUUCCAUGUCCUUGCCUCAUUGAUGUGAAUGCAAAAUUUCUUUUUCUUGAAA
Molecule: messenger RNA, 2594 nt
Organism: Benincasa hispida (wax gourd)
Lineage: Eukaryota; Viridiplantae; Streptophyta; Magnoliopsida; Cucurbitales; Cucurbitaceae
Source: RefSeq, a predicted model, not a curated record